Camarhynchus parvulus is the source of this 2476-nucleotide messenger RNA. It is a transcript of the gene RSRC1, whose product is annotated as arginine and serine rich coiled-coil 1. The transcript is spliced from 9 exons. The record is from RefSeq and is a predicted model, not a curated record. Gene Ontology annotation, biological process: alternative mRNA splicing, via spliceosome. Gene Ontology annotation, cellular component: nucleus; cytoplasm. Lineage: Eukaryota; Metazoa; Chordata; Aves; Passeriformes; Thraupidae. The coding region runs from base 1 to 795 and encodes 264 amino acids.
AUGUCCUUGUUCUAUCAAGAUCCUUCUGCACCUGGUGUCUCUGUGGUUGUGCAGGUCAUGGACGUCGCAGUCGUGGGCUCGGCAGCGCUCCUACAGCCGCAGCAGCGAGAGGUCCGGCCACAGGAGAACCCCCAGUGUGUCCCUGUGUUCCUUCAAAUAAUUGUCAUCUGCGAGGGCGCGUCGGCAGGCCCUACAGCAAGCAGCAGAGGUCGCCCCAGGGACAAGGACAAGGACAAAGCCAAGGACAAGGGCAAAGGGAAGGAGAAGGAGAUCCACGGCACCAAGGCUGGGGACUCUGCAAACAUCAAAGCUGGAUUAGAACAUCUGACUCCUGCUGAACAGGCCAAAGCCAGGCUGCAGCUGGUUCUGGAGGCAGCUGCCAAAGCAGACGAAGCGUUGAAGGCCAAGGAGAGAAGUGAAGAAGAAGCCAAGAGAAGAAAGGAAGAAGACCAAGCCACCCUCCUGGACCAGGUGAAGCGAGUGAAGGAGAUCGAAGCCAUCGAGAGCGACGCCUUCGUCCCACAGACCUUCAGGUCCAGCAAAGAAGUCAAAAAGUCAGCAGAACCUCCUGAACUGCACCAGGAGCCUGUGAAUGUGGGAGCAGGAGCCACUGAGGCAGCUGCUGCUGAGAAAGAGCCUCCAGCUGCCAACAUGCCCACUGCCAUCAAGUACCAGGAUGACAAUUCCUUAGCACAUCCAAAUCUGUUCAUGGAGAAGGCAGAGGCUGAGGAGAAGUGGUUCCAGAGGCUGGUGGCUCUGCGCCAGGAGAGGCUGAUGGGGAGCCCCGUGGCCUGAGAGCCCCCAGGAGCAUCCCAGGCCCCUUCCCACACUUUGGGAACUCCACACUCAGCUCUUCUUCUUGUCUUGUAGAGGAGAUUUCAGUGAGCUGGGCAGGCAGGGAGAGUUUCACCUGGAAAACCAGGAAUCUUCUGCCCUGCUCCACCUGGAGAAUCAAGAAUGUCCUGCCCUGCUCCACCUGGGUAACUGGGAAUGUUCUCUCCUGGUUCCCCUGAAUGACCAGGAAUGUUUUGUCCUGCUCCACUUGGAGAAUCAAGAAUAUCCUUGCCUGCUCCACCUGGGUAACUGGGAAUGUUCUCUCCUGGUUCCCCUGGAUAACUGGAUAUGUUCUCUCCUGGUUCCCCUGACUAACCAGGAAUCUUCUGUCUUGGUUCCCCUGAAUAACCAGGAAUGUUCUCUCCUGGUUCCCCUGGCUAACCAGGGAUGUCCUGCCCUGGUUCUCUGCAAGCUCAGUGCUGGAGAUGGGCAGGGCAGCACAGCCCAGGGGAAUUUCCUUUUUUUUUUUGGAGGGAAUUCCUCAGGUGUGAAGAGCACCUGGCAGCCCAUGAAAUAUCAUUUUAUCCCUCCCAAUGAAAUAUCAUUUUAUCCUUCCCAAUGAAAUAUCAUUUUAUCCCUCCCAACCCAGAGGGUUUCACAGAGCCAGGUGGGAGUUGGGAGCCAAGUGGGCACUGAGGGCAGGGACAGUGAGGGAUGGGUGGAGCCAUCCCAGGGCACUCCAGGUCCUGCAGCUGGAGAGGAUCCAGGCUCCAUCCCUGUCAUCCCUUCCUCCUGUGCAGUCCUGGGCAGGCUCCUCCUGAGGAAUCCUCUCCCUGGGUGUGUUCAUCCCUCUGCUCCCAUCCCACUUCCUCACUCUGGGGGAAAUGCUCCACGUUUCCUUGAGCAUCUGCCACUCCUGCAACUCCAGAUGGGGAAUUUUAUCAACCUCAUCAUUUCUGUAAUUACCAAAUGAUGGAAUUAUCACACAACUGCUUCUGGGCAGGGGCUGUUCCCAGCCCAUGGAGUUCCCUUGGGCCAGGUGGGACUUUCAAAUAAUCAAAGCUUUGUCUGAACAUCUGAAUUUAGCCUGGAUAAACUUCCACAAAAAUCUGCCCAUCAUCCAUCUAAGUGCAGGAAAUCAACCAAAUCAAAUCAAUAAAAUGCAAAAGUGUUUCUUCAGCAAAGCUGGGAGGAAAUGGUCACAUCAGGAGAGGAGAAAACUGAGCCCCACCUCUGGAUGUGCUCCCUGGAACUGCCCUGCACCAGCAUUCCCCUGGGAAGCUGCUUUUGGGGUUAUUCCUCCUGGUUCUCAGAUCUGUAGUGAGAAAAAUGGAGGCUGACUCUGCAAAUGGACUUUGGUUGUUUUAGUUUUUAUUUUAGAUCCUGGAUGUAAAAGGAAAAUGUAUUGAAUUUGCAUUCUGACAUUUUUACUUCCUUUAUGAAGUGUUAGUUUGACUUUAUCCUGCGUCAAAAUAUUCCAAGACCUUGUCUGCAGGGAAAAGUGGGAAAAAUUUGUUUCCCUUGUUUCAUUUCAGCAUUUUUAAAUGGUAAGAUUUGUCAUUGCUGUGUUUUCUCAUCACCUUUUGUGUUUCUUUCAUAGAAAAUAAAAACUGUUUGAUGUCCAUGGAAGGUCUAGGUGUAAAUUUCUCUUUUCACGCAUUGUGUUGCAUAAUUUUGGUGCUUUUAUUGGAUGCAAAAUGAU